UCAAUAAAUUAUCUUUCUGUCUUUUGAGUGGUCUUGUUUCUCCGGUUAAACGAGAAUGCCCGUAAACGAAAAACACGAGAUUACAUAACACAUGCACUUGGAAAUAUAUAUUGACCAGUGGCUAAUAAUUCAACGAAAAUCUUCUGUGGGAGUUGGAUGAUAAACCGAAAACAAAAUGGCGGUCACAGCUCGGAACAAUAAAAAUAUUGACGCUUUGGAAACAGAACAUAGGAGAAUUUCCUUCGGAUCGCUUUCCGCGGUCGACGAUGUCGUCAGAAACCUGUUGCUAAGACCUAACGACAUCAGCAAAUGCCAGGUGAACCCCCUGACACACUUUGGUAAACAGAUCCAGCUGGGCAAGAUGCUUCUACUGGUCCUGGUCCCGAUUACGGCCCUGGCCAUCUUAGCGGUCCUGGAUCUAAAGAGUAUUGCUUACAAUAACAGCGUCGACAUCGAGAUCCGCAACGUAAUCAGUUUCAGUCGCAACAUCGGGCUCCUCCUGAGCCGCCUGCAGAGGGAACGUGACAUGACGGCCCUGUACUUGAGCGUGGUCGCACCGAACAGCAAGGCUUUCCUGACCGAGACCUACCCGCUGACUGACAGGGCCCUCGACGAGCUUCAGGAAUGGCCCGUCGAAACCAGUAUUCUGAACGAGCUACCAUUCUUUCGUGAGAAGAAUGACUUUAAGGAGAAUUUGGAGCAGCACCGUCAGCGUCUACACCAUUCUAAUACCACAGUGUAUAGAGAGAUCGAUUUCUACACCGACAUGCUCCAGAUCUUCAUCGACUGGCUCUAUGAAAGUGUUGGGAACUCGCAAGGACACGGCUCCUGGCAGAUCCUGGUCGCCUACCAGCUCCUCAUCGUCAGCAACGUCGAUACGGGCAUCGAGAGGACACUCGGUGCUGUAUUUUACACACUCGGUGGCUUUGAGAGGCACAAGGACUACGUCUGGUACAUGGAAAAAUAUAACGUGGGCUCGUGGAACUUUGCGGCAUCUAAGCGCUACACACCACUCAUCCAGCAGUUCUACGAAAAGCAGGUCUACAUUGACAUCCUCGAGAGGGUCCAGAAGGACAUGGCCGAUGAGAUCCUGGAUCGACUCGAGAAGGAACUCGAAGAUGACACGGAAAACAUCGCCGUCAGCAUCUUCCUUGUCCUAGUCGUCAUCAUCAUAUGCCCUCUCACCCUCCGAGCCAUCUGGUCGUUGACCACGGUAUUACAGAACUACGCCCUGACACUGGCCGCACAGACCAAGGUAGUGAUUCGUAGGUCUCUUGUUGAUAUCCAACAGCCUUUCGCUUUGAAGAACUUCCUUGUUUAG
Molecule: messenger RNA, 1321 nt
Organism: Strongylocentrotus purpuratus (purple sea urchin)
Lineage: Eukaryota; Metazoa; Echinodermata; Echinoidea; Camarodonta; Strongylocentrotidae
Exons: 6
Coding region: 176-1321 (381 amino acids)
Source: RefSeq, a predicted model, not a curated record